AUGGCGUCUUCCGCCUCGCCGCCCGCCGCCAGGUCAGAGAGCACAGGAGAAUCUCCUUGGUUCAUUGCCACUUUUGCUACCAACCACAUGACAGGAGAUAAGAGUCUCAUCUCCAACCUGGUACCUGUAAACAACCAAGUUAUCAAAGCAGGGGUAGGCGAGGGGAUGCAGGUGUGUGGCAGAGGGUAUGUGAACACAGAGACAGUGGUCCUCCCUGACGUGUGGUAUGUCCCAGGGCUCACAAUGAACCAGGUAUCCGUGGGGCAGCUAACCCAAGAGCCCGAUCUAAUUGUUGAGAUUGGUGGUGGUGCUUGUCGUAUCAGCAAGAAGAGUGAUGGGUCUGUUCUCGGUGAAGCACGUUUGAGGUCUGAUCAUAAGUAUGUGGUAGACUUCCUGAAAAUUAAGCUGAAUUAG
Molecule: messenger RNA, 414 nt
Organism: Miscanthus lutarioriparius
Lineage: Eukaryota; Viridiplantae; Streptophyta; Magnoliopsida; Poales; Poaceae
Source: the annotation of a GenBank genome assembly